CAGUGCUUCUUCCUCGAGUACGACGAGGACGGCAAAAAGAGAAAGGACCCGCCUAGGGUGGUCAUUGACGUCAUGCAGAUUCUUCCGAUUCCGGUGGGAGAGAUCACCUUCAACCAGCGAGCCCUGAACCCGGCCAUCGUCGCAGGCAUCGAAGCGGCAAUCGAAGCAUCAACUCGCCCACAGUCCAUGGAUGAUCCGGCUCCGUGGGAUCCACCGGAGUUGGUGCUGGCUCCGAUUAAUCCAUCAAAGGACGCGGACGAACAAAGAACCCGCGUCCUUCCAGAGGAUUUCGACCCCGAACAGGCAGAUGAGUUUUUCUAUUACCCGGUUGCCGGUCAACAUUCUUCCGAAGCUAUGAAAAGAGCGGUGGCGAAGAACUCUGCAGCGGUGGAGGUGUUUGACUUUCGGAAUUAUGAUCGUGUACGGAUCAUUUAUUUUGACGAUGACCAUACGAACGGGUACCAUUAUGUUUCCACAUAUGACAACACGCGAGGUGACCGUGCUAUGUUGCCAUCGUUCCACCAAGCCUGCGUGGACAUCAGAGGAUUUUGGGACAGCAAGAAAUGGAUCGGGUCUGUGGGGAACAUGUCCAAAGGGGAUCCCAAAGGCUUGGAGCACCAGAAAACAUGGAGGGAAUUUUUGAGGUCGUGCAUGGGGAAGUCGUGUGUGAAAGCAUUGUGGACCGAGUGUAUCUCUGGGAAGUGGCAGCAGGACUGGACGAACAGAAUGAGGGGGUACAUGAAUGUCGCCACAUGCAAGGACCCGCCGAAUGGGAUGAGGAGAGGGAUAGAAUCCCUUUGGAAUAUGUCAGGAGGGUUCCUAAAAGACUCGGCGGAGGCCACCGCGGCAUUGUAUAGGGACGCACCUUUCCACUUCAAGUACUUCGUGUACCAUGCGAUUGGGAGAGUGGACUUGUUGACAUCAGAGUUGCGGUGGUUGAAGAACGCUGCCCUUAAUCUUAGAUGGGAGAAGAAACAACGAUGGUCGACAUUGCUACCGGUCAACAUGCAACCGAAGGAGUUGCUGCCUGCAGGCGACGAAAUUGUGACUGCGGCCACGAACUUGAAUUGCAAGGCGGCCAUCCUGGAUCUCGCCAACCCGAAGAACUGCCUUGUAUGGACGCCAGCCGAUUUCGAUGCUCUGCGCAAAAUGAUGACGAAAUUGUGCGGUAAUAAUUGGAUUCUGAUUGUAUUUGCUCCGCAAAAACAGCACAAGGCCGUCAUGAAGCAACUUUACAACUGGGACGAUGCAGAGGUGCUACUCGACACUUGGAAGCGUUAUUUCGCGUUCGGAACAGCUGUCAGCAAGUAUGAAAACUGGCAAGUCGAUUAUAAGGACACGAUGGCGGUCGUCCUGCAUGCUGAGGAGGGCAACCUCAGGAAGGUAACGAGGGCUCCUAAAUCGGAGGCAGAGAUAGUGGAGCUGAACGUUGAUGAGGAGCAAUUCAAGAGAUGCACAGCAAAGCACAGUGGCGAGGAAGGAAACGAACGAGAGGUGUAUGGGCGGUGGGAACGACAUCCUAAACGGUUGCAGAAGUUGUGCAGUUCAUUUUUUCACGAGGACGAGGGGGUGAUUCUUAUUGGAAAGUCGCACGCCGGACUUGUGUCGAAGCUCCUGCGCGCUGGCCAUCAUGUUUUCGCAUGCGACUCGUCGUCAAAAGACAUUUCAUACUUGACGAAGGUCAUCGAAAUUCUCGGGAAGGAUGCGAGAAACAAAUGCACCGUUUAGAGACAGAAUACUGUGCAUCGUCCUGACAGGGACAUGUACCACAAGC
This is a messenger RNA of Chara braunii, 1774 nucleotides long. The record is from the annotation of a GenBank genome assembly. NCBI's taxonomy places the organism in Eukaryota, Viridiplantae, Streptophyta, Charophyceae, Charales, Characeae.